Syngnathoides biaculeatus (alligator pipefish) is the source of this 522-nucleotide messenger RNA. The record is from the annotation of a RefSeq genome assembly. NCBI's taxonomy places the organism in Eukaryota, Metazoa, Chordata, Actinopteri, Syngnathiformes, Syngnathidae.
AUGACUUAUUUGAUGUCUUUGUUAUUGUUUGGUUUAGUACUAGGUUUGAUUGGGGUAGCUUCAAACCCCUCUCCUUAUUUUGCUGCGUUUGGUUUAGUAAUAGUAUCGGGUCUUGGUUGUGGGGUGUUAAUUGUUCAUGGAGGUUCCUUUUUAUCUCUUGUUUUGUUCUUGAUCUAUUUGGGUGGGAUGUUGGUUGUAUUUGCAUAUUCUGCGGCUCUGGCAGCGGAGCCUUACCCCGAAAGUUGGGGAAGCUGAUCAGUUGCGGUUUAUGGGGUAUUAUAUUUAGGGGUAGUAGGUUUGGUGUCUUUUGUAUUUCAAGGAGGUUGAUUUGAACACUCUUGAGUGCCUGUAGAUGAGUUGUCGGAGUUGUCUCUUUUUCGUGGGGAUACUUCUGGUGUAGCCUUAAUAUAUUCUUCUGGGGGGUGAAUACUGGUAAUUAGUGUUUGAGUGCUUUUAUUGACUUUGUUUGUUGUAUUAGAGUUAACUCGAGGUUUAAGUCGAGGGGCAUUGCGAGUAGUUUAA